UUGAACUCUCCCAGAUGUAUUAGUAGGCACUGACGUGUCAGGAAUGAGACGAAGUAGAGAAACGACCUUACUUGCAUCAGACAACAGAUAUGGACAUCUCCGCAAGUGAGACAACAGAGUUCUCGCCAACUUGGGACGUCAAGUUGAACUGGCACGACAGAGUAGUGCUUUGGGUGCUUCGCCAGGGAAUAAUACCACGGCAUGAUGCAAUCGCGCCUGACGGUAACCGGCGCUUCGCCAAGAAAAACGGACUGAACCUGAGCCAAGUUUACGCUAUCUUGCUUCAAUACAUUGCACAGACAUGGCACCAUAUGUCAGCCCUGGGCGUCACCGAGGUCUCUGGCUUCCUGCUCCAUGCUCGUAACUUUAGCCGUAACACCACUGAAAUUGGCGCUGUUCUGAAUGAGCCCAAGAGAUUCUUCGUCAAAUCUCUUCAUUCUUUGUAA
This is a messenger RNA of Rhipicephalus microplus (southern cattle tick), 446 nucleotides long. RefSeq names its product dehydrodolichyl diphosphate synthase complex subunit DHDDS-like. Lineage: Eukaryota; Metazoa; Arthropoda; Arachnida; Ixodida; Ixodidae. Gene Ontology annotation, cellular component: dehydrodolichyl diphosphate synthase complex; endoplasmic reticulum. The record is from RefSeq and is a predicted model, not a curated record. Gene Ontology annotation, biological process: polyprenol biosynthetic process. Gene Ontology annotation, molecular function: ditrans,polycis-polyprenyl diphosphate synthase [(2E,6E)-farnesyl diphosphate specific] activity.